Molecule: messenger RNA, 2750 nt
Organism: Fopius arisanus
Lineage: Eukaryota; Metazoa; Arthropoda; Insecta; Hymenoptera; Braconidae
Product: actin-binding protein IPP
Exons: 6
Coding region: 446-2362 (638 amino acids)
Molecular function (GO): protein binding
Source: RefSeq, a predicted model, not a curated record
CUCGGAAACCUCCGAAGUUCACAGCAAAACUCUUCGAACCGCAAUCACUCAUAGAAUCGAAAAUAUCUGGUCACCUAGCGAUUUGAAAAAAAAAUGUGAUAACAACUAUUUGUGAAGAAUUUUUCGCUCUGCAAAAACUUGUUCUUGACAUUUUCUCGUAAAAUGGUUAUUUGUGGAGAUAAUCGGAAAAAUGUGGGUAUAUUUGGAUGUGGGGGAGGAAUCGAUUUUAUUUCUUCAUUGUGAAGGCAACUUCACUUGUCUGGUGAUUCCUCUAUGGAGUUGUCCCUGAAAGAAAGUGCACCUGAUGUAUUGACUGAAAUAAUGAGAAAUUGAUUUUUGAGGAGGGAAAAUCGAAAAGUCUUGGGGAUUUUCUUGGGAUUGAUUUCAGACUGAGGGUGAAGUCGAGGUGAUUUUCGUUAAAGAUGAGUUCUGGGAAGUGGCAGUGAUGAGGCUGAAGGGGAAAAACAAUACAAAAUCCUUCCAGAGUGUCUACAAAGUGUUAUCACGUAUAUGUCGGGCAGUAGACAAAGGGCAAUUAGAUGGUUUCAUGGCUGAUGGUGGUACCCAGCCACUGAAAAGUGGCCACAAUUCCCAAGCAAUGGGUUUUGCCUCUCAACCAGUUCGCCAGAGCACAGAAGUCGCCAGUUCAGUGUAUGCAGUUGGCCAAUAUGCCCCAAAGGUCCUGAGAAAUUUGAAUGCCCAGAGAUUGAAGAACCAAUUCAGCGACGUGGGCCUGAUGGCUGGUGACAAGAUAAUCAGAGCACACAGAUCAGUUCUAGCAGCUGGAAGUGCAUAUUUCAAUGCAAUGUUCACUGGUGGACUAGUGGAGGAGCAACAAGAGCUCGUGGAGAUUCACUCCAUAACUCCCGGCAUAUUAUCCAUCCUCGUGGAUUUUAUUUACACUGGAAAUGUCGAUAUUACUCAGGAUAAUGUCCAGGAACUGUUUGCGGCUGCUGAUAUGCUCGAGCUGGAUGAAGUUGUGGCUGGCUGCAUCGAGUAUCUCAGGCAGCAGCUGCAUUAUUCAAAUGCUUUGGGAAUUUACAGAUUCGCUGAAGCCCACAAUCGUCUGGAGUUGAUGGAGACUGCCCUACGUUUCAUUCAAGUCAAUUUUCCUCAGGUGUCGCAGGAGGAAGAGUUCCUUGAUCUGCCAAAGGAAUAUCUCAUUCAUUUUCUCAGGAGUGAAUAUAUACACAUCGACACUGAAUUUCAGGUCUUCCAAGCAGCCUACAACUGGAUAACCCACGAUGUUCCCACACGUCGUUGCUAUGUUUUCGAAAUUCUCAGCCACAUAAGGCUCCGAUUGUGUUCACUGAGUCGUUUGGAGUCCAUCAUACUCGACUGCAAGGACGCCAGUCUCAUCGUAGCCCUCAGAUCUAUUCAGAAGGAUUUAAUAUCUAAUAAGGGGUGCUUGGUGCCUCUCAGGGCGCAACCACGAAUCUGUGCCAAGAAAAAUAUUCUCGUUAUCGGUGGAUCUAAGAGAGAACAUACUGCUGAUAGCUGGGCCAGAGAUGCUGAAUCUACUUAUGAAACUAUUGAAAAGUAUGACACAUUUACUGGACAAUGGAGUGAAGUGGCACCGAUAACCAUUGGACGAAUACUCCCAGGUGUUGCCCUUCUGGAUGGGAAGGUUUACGUGGUGGGUGGUGAACUCGAGUCAUGUAUAAUAGCCAAUGGGGAGUGUUACGACCCCAGAGACAACGUCUGGACAUCGAUUGCUUGCAUGGUAGAGCCCAGAUGUGAAUUUGGAUUGUGUGCUCUAGAUAAUCACUUGUACGCAUUCGGUGGGUGGGUAGGAGAGGAUAUCGGAGGCUCCAUUGAAACAUACGAUCCAAUAAAUAACACCUGGACACUCCAGGGAGAAUUACCGGAGCCCAGAUUCAGCAUGGGAGUUGUUGCCUACGAAGGAUUGAUUUACGUUGUUGGAGGCUGCACUCACGACAGUAGACACAGACAAGACGUAAUAAGUUACAAUCCAGUGACGGGAGAGUGGAACCCUCUGGCUUCGAUGUUGACUCCACGUUCGCAAAUGGGAAUUACCAUUUUAGACGGGUAUAUUUACGUCGUUGGGGGAAUGAAUAAGAAUCAAGAGGUUCUGACGUCCGUUGAACGGUACUCCUUCGAAAAGAACAAAUGGACAGCAGUCGCUCCAAUGAACAUGGGACGUUCCUAUCCUGCAGUGGCAGCUGCUGAUGGCCGUCUGUACGUAAUCGGUGGUGAUCAAUCACGUGAAAUUAAUUUCUAUCGUACGCAAAUCACAAUAUCAACUGUCGAGAGUUACGAUCCAAGUACAAACACGUGGAGUGAGUGUGCAUCAUUACCAACGAGUCGUGGUGAAGCUGCUGCUAUAAUAGCACCAUUCUGAUCUUUCAGAUUAAUAUUUUUAUCAUUUUUUAUUUAAAUCCAAAGUAUUGUUCAGAUUUAAUCAAAAAAUGACGAAAAUCCAUGGAAUUUAUUGAGUGUGUAGAUUAAUUCAACACUUUACGAUAAAUUGUGAUACUCGAACAUAUUAUUUUUCCCUUUUUUUAUGAAUUUAAUGUCUUGUUGUAUUUAUUAUAUUAUAUUUCAUGCUUUUAUUAGUGUUUAAUGAGUUCAGGCAGUAAUGAAGUGGUAAAUUGAGGAAAUUAUCGCAGAUUUCUCUGGGCGUUUUGCACCGAGUAACAAUUCUUAACGACCAAAUUACUGAAAAUUAUUAAUCAGAGGAAAUUGAAUCGAUGGAAUUGAGGAGAAUGAUUGUUAAUUGUCAAUUUCAC